AUGUUUUCCAAGAAAAAGAAAGAAAUGGCGUCUCACGACAACGGCAACCCAAAAACGGAACCUCACUUUGCAGCAAACGACUACGAUGAAGCUCCCGAGCUCGUUGUGUGCCCAGCACAUACUACCGAAAGCAAACUGGUCACAAAGAUAGACCUUCAUGUCGUUCCAUUUCUUUGUGUCAUGUAUCUGCUGGCUUUCUUAGACCGAGUAAACAUAGCCAACGCAAAUGUCUUCGGUCUGUCUCAAGACUUGCAUCUUCUCAAUGGCAACAGGUAUAACAUCGCGUUGGUCAUUUUCUUUGUGCCAUAUAUCCUCUUCGAAAUCCCCUCGAAUGUGAUUUUGAAGAAGCUCAAGCCUCGGGUCUGGCUGUCUCUCUGCAUGUUUGGCUUUGGCUUGGUCACCAUGCUCCAGGGCUUCGUCCAAAGCUACAGCGGCCUCCUAGCAACACGCUUCUUCCUCGGUGUCUUCGAAACCGGCAUGUUCCCUGGUGCCUUCUACCUCAUCGGAAUGUGGUACCGUCGUCACGAAGCGCAAAAGCGCUACUCCUUCUUCUUCUCGUCGACAACGCUCGCAGGCGCUUUCGGCGGCCUACUCGCCUCGGCGAUUGGCAAGAUGGACGGCAUGCACGGCUACCGCGGCUGGCGCUGGAUUUUCAUUCUCGAGGGUCUUCUCACGAUGAUCGUUAGCUUCUUCUUCUUCUUCCUGCUGCCCAACUUCCCGGAAGAAGUCAAGUGGUUGACCGAGGAAGAGCGAGCAUUCGUGAAAGCGCGCUUGCAAAUCGACCAAGGCAAAUCCGCCGCCGAACGCCCCAUCACGCUCCACGACGUGGGCAACGUGUUCCGCGACCCCAAGAUUAUCGUCGGCGGGCUCAUGUACUUUGGCCUCAUCGUCCCUGCGUACGCAUACUCGUACUUCAGCCCCGCCAUCAUCCGCUCGUACGGCUACAGUCCCAUCCGCACACAGCUCUACUCGGUGCCGCCCUGGGCCGCUGCCUUCGGCUUCAGCAUGCUCGUAGCCUGGUUCUCAGACCGCAUGCAGCACCGCUUCCUCUUCACCAUCUUCCCCAUUUGCGUGUGCGUCAGCGGCUUCGCCAUCCUCCUCGCCGUCCACGAUAAUCACAACGUGCAGUACGGCGCGCUCUUCCUCGUCGCCAUGGGCGCGUACACGGCCAUGCCCGUCAUCGUGUGCUGGUUCAACAUGAAUCUAGGCGGUCACCAUCGGCGCGCCGUGGGCUCCGCGUGGCAAGUCGGCUUCGGCAACAUCGGGGGGAUUAUCGCCGUGUUCUCCUUUCUGAGUAAGGACGCGCCGAGAUAUAUCCCUGGGUAUUCGAUUGGAAUUGCGUUUGUGUUCUUGAGCGCGGUGAGCUGCACGACGUACUUUUUCAUGUGUACGGCGUCGAACCGGAAGAGGGAGAAGAGCGUGAGGGAUUUGGGGCUGACGGAGCAUGAGAAGAUGGAGUUGGGAGACUUGAAUCCGGAGUAUCGGUAUUUGCUGUGA
Messenger RNA from Dothidotthia symphoricarpi CBS 119687, 1497 nucleotides. RefSeq names its product MFS general substrate transporter. The record is from RefSeq and is a predicted model, not a curated record. Bases 1 to 1497 code for a protein of 498 amino acids. Gene Ontology annotation, cellular component: plasma membrane. The transcript is spliced from 6 exons. Lineage: Eukaryota; Fungi; Ascomycota; Dothideomycetes; Pleosporales; Dothidotthiaceae. Gene Ontology annotation, biological process: transmembrane transport. Gene Ontology annotation, molecular function: transmembrane transporter activity.